Pelobates cultripes (western spadefoot toad) is the source of this 23569-nucleotide messenger RNA. The record is from the annotation of a GenBank genome assembly. NCBI's taxonomy places the organism in Eukaryota, Metazoa, Chordata, Amphibia, Anura, Pelobatidae.
GUGUUGGGCAGUAGGAGGAGGGUUUGGAGAAGUUACGCAGUUACCUGCUCGGUGUCCGGGGGAGCUCGGGUCCUGGCGGUGUCCGGGGGAGCUCGGGUCCUGUCAGGAGAGCCGGCUAUGAUGAAAGGGAGGGAGCAGAGGAGCAGCCCUGCACGCACUGUCCAGAGUGGGGGAGAGAUAAAGAGAGCUACUGCUUGCUCUCCAGCCCCGGGGUGAAAGGUGUCAGAGAGCGGUCCCGGCUGCCGGAGGAGUGGGGUCCCGGCUCCUGUCAGCUCUGGGGGAGGAGGGUCCGGCUCCUGUCAGCUCUUGGGUAGAGGGGGGAGGAGGGUCCGGCUCCUGUCAGUGGGGAGAGUGGAGAAGCUGUCAGUUCCAGCCGGGGCGGGAGAGGGAGUCCCGGGGGCUGUCCCCGCUCACAACAGACCUUAUCGCAGGAGGAGAGCUUCCUGGGUCCCGUCAGCUCGCCUGCCACAAAGUGCCCCGCGCUGGCUGCUGUCAGGACUACGCGCGAGGCGAGGCUGAACCUUUUUGACCCCUCGCGGCCCCCAUCCUUCCUGAGGGAGAGUUUACUGAGAAAGAAAAAAAAAUGGAAUCUUCUGCGCGAGGAACAGCUAUCUCUGCUAAGCCCGAGCAGCCGCGCGCCGAUACACUCUGCGAUUACCAACUGUAGGCUCCGAUCGACCAAUCCACGCCCGAUUGCUCUAGCCUGCUCGGAACGGGGAAGUGCGUGUUUCUUCUGUUAUUACAUUUUUGGAGACCACGUGAGUCUUUUUUUCUUUCUCAGGCUCCUCCUUGUUCAGUGACAUUCUAGAGUCUGUGUUAACAACACGGCUAUUUUUAGCCCAUUGGGUUACUCCUUAACCCAAUCAAUGACAGGGCGAGUAUAGUUAAAGGUCCAUGUGAACUUUGACGCCUUCAUAAAGGCACACACGUGACCAUGUAUUGUAUGUGGAGCAGGGCUGGCUGCCCCUUGGCAGUGCAACUCCUGUAUGGACUGUGGUUCUCAUCAUCCUUCAGCUACAAGAGCCCACCAAGCAACAAGAACUGCAGUACCAAAAGUUCUCUCUCUCUCUCCCCUCCAGAGACAUACUUACUGCUUCACACACACCUGGCUAUUGCUAUCACCUCCAGCAGGGGUAGAUGCCCAGCUGCUUUACAGCUGCAACUCUUCUUUUGUCUGUUAAAGCAUCAUAGGAGUUGUAGUUCUACAACAGCUGAAGGCCUUUCUUUUGGCUACUCCUGACCUGCACAGGGAGACUUUGUAGGUACUAGGCAUUAAGAUUUCAAUACAAAGCUGGGGAAAAGCUGUUCAUUGCAUAAUGCAUUGCAGUACAUCCUUUGUCAUGAUCUGGCAGAGCUCCCCGCAUUGAGAGCAGGCUGACUGAUGGAAAUGGUAUAAAUGUGCAGUCAUCAUAGCUCUGGGGGCGUACGGAGGGAAAGUGGGUCAUGCAAUAAAAACAAAUCGGCCUGAUUUCCCAGCUACUUGUAUUCCUUCAGUUUGGUUGCCUUUGGAAUACUUUUCCUCUACUGCCCCCCAAUGGUUUGAUUUGGUCUCUGCGCCCUCUUACAUUCCUGGCAGGUAAAGUGUCAACGAGCAAAAAGUUGAAAAAAAGCUUUGCUUUUAUUCCAGUUUAUGAUUGGUUGAAUAAAACAUAAAGGGGGCGUUUAUUACCUCCAAUGACAACCACCGCCCAGCCACCCACCAAGCAGGGCUUAGUCAGAAACAAAUCUGAAGUCAAUGACGUCAGCCUCUCCUUCCAGUCACUGCAAUGCCUGUCCUAGAUAUACAAUGCAAGCUGCAUUUAAAUCACAUUAACAGUCACCCUUCAAUUUAUGUUCUUUAUUGGAGAUCAGAGUGAAAUCAUGUAUGUUUAUCUCUGUUAGGGUUAUUAACUAACGUACGAAUUGAGGAGAAACUCAAUGUGAAUUUUCAAAAUGUAGGUCAGUAUAUCCAAAAAAAAAAGAGAAAUACAUUUCCAAGUCAGCUGUUUUCAGCUUGGCUAUUGUGGUCUAGAAGAAGGGUAGGCAACCUUCAACACUCCAGAUGUUGUGGACUACAUCUCCCAUAAUGCUCUUACAGCCAAAAACGCUGGCAAACCAUCCAAUUCCCCACAAGUUACAUUUUAGUAAGUAACCCUAUCUGCCAGUUUGCUCCUCAUUCCCUCUAAAUGCAAAUUCUUUAGAGCAGGACUCUCAACCCCCUUUGAUGCUGUGCGUCCAAUUAGUCUUGUUGCCUUUACAGGUCUGUUAGUAUUGUACAGCGCUACAGAAUUUGUUGGCACUUUAUAAAUAAUAAUAAGUCACUGUUAGAGUACCCCAUGGAGACAUUAUCACAACAAAACAAACCGCUCUUUGCCCCCAAUUCCUAAAUCAUUAUGGUAAUGCCAACCACUCGCUAUAAAGCGUUUGCUCUUUUCCUUCUGAGCCUGAGCUUUAUGAAUAAUUUAGUUCAAAGCUGAUCCUAAGUCUCAGUGGGGAAAUGAACAGGGAUCCCGCAAUCCCGCAUGGAGGACCCCUUCCUGAUUCGCUUGCCUGUUUUUUUGUUCGUUUUUUUUUUUUUCUUCGCGACUGACCAACUAGCGCCUGCUUAAAAAAGUUCCUAUAGAUCGGGUGUGCGCACUAACACUCUUUGAUUGUGAGUGAAAGUACUGGUUGUAACAUCGCUUUUGAGUUAGAAGAAGAUGUUAAGCCGCACGGUGCGCCCGCCUUUAACUCUGUUGCUGUUGCUUUCUUUUCAGGCAUCGCAGCGGGCAGCCCGCAGGAAGUUCCAGGAAGUGAAGCUGCUCUGAGGACCCCGUUGCUGUGCGGCGGCUGUUGCGGUGUAUCCUGACGGGCGGGCGGCCAGUCAGUCGGUCGGUUGGUUACCGAGGUGAUAGUAGUACUGUUGUUGUGGCGGCUCGCUCUCCGGCCUGUGGCCGCGGGAGGGAUUGAGGAGCCCGGAUUGGGGCGGCCGGUCAGUCUCCGUUGGAUUGUUAUUGUUGUGUAUCGGGGACCAUGAGCUCGGCGGGGGUGCUGUCCCCGGCCGCCGCCGCUGCCACCGAUUACUACGAGGAGGAGGAGCUGGAGAGCGCGGAGGAAGAGGAUGACCGCAGCUUUCGAGGACGGGAGUCCGAUGAGGGUGAGCUCCCGGGAGACAGGACUACAUGGAGGGGGGCGGGGGGCUUAGCUGUGCUCCUACCCCAGGACAUCGGCUAUUUACUAAAUCCCGAAUGGCGGAGACCUGGCAAGGAAAUGUAACUCAUAGAAAUAUAUCUAUAUAUAGGCCAAACAUAGCCUAAUUGGAAUAUCACUAUUUUGGUUUAAAAGAACACUGAACACCAGGGGAACUACAGUAGUAGGCUGUGCUGGUUAUGGUGUUACACAGCUGAAAAGAGACAUGCGUCCAUCAAGUUCAGCUUUUCCCAUAUUUAUUUUUGCUGUUGAUCCAAAAUAAGGCACCAAAAAAUCCAGUUUGAAUUUUGCAACAAACUAGUAAAAAAAAAUAAUCAGAUCUCUCCUUGGAUCAGCUAUCAGUACUUUCCUACAGAAAGAGAAGUCAAACCAUUGUAAAACAGUUUGGCACUUACCUGGUAAUUCAGGCACAAUGUUGUGUGAUAUCACUAAAGUGGAAGUUCCCAUUUCAAAUUUGGUGUAUCAGGUUUGUCUCCAGUAUUGUGCCAACUGAGACUGUUCUCAGCCAAUUAAUGGUAUCCAAAUCUGGACAAAAUUUAUCCAGAGUUGAUAUUAGACAUUCCGUUUUAGUGAUAUAAAAUAAAACAUAAAGAACUGCAUGUGCCCAGGUAAGUGUCAAGCCAUUGAAAAUAAGUGUUUUUAUUCCUUAGUGUGGAAUAGUGCCAAGGUUCCUGCCACCAUAACCAGUGCAGCAACCUGUAGUGGCUAGGGUGGCUUUUCCAGCUUGCACAACACUUUUAUGCAGGAAUGCAAAAAGUUGAUGUGUUGUGCAGCGUGUCAUAUGAAGCUGGAGUUGCAUAUAUGAAUGGGUUAACAUGAUUGCAAAUCGUAUGAACAGUGUUGAGACAUCACUAUAAUGAUAUUUGAAUGUUCUUCAUUUUAGAUUUUAGAUUUUUAUGCACUGUGAGUGAAAAUAUAGCAUUCUAAAGUCCCAAUUGUAAUUAAAUAUGCCUUGGUUUUAUAUAUAUAUAUAUAUAUAUAUAUAUAUAUAUUUGGGGAGUAAGAGUUGUAAGGACCUUGACGGUAAGCAGGAAGGUUUCACACAGUAGCUAUAGAUUAUUUUAACAUGCAAAAUGACCAUUGACUUGUCAUACAUCUCAUGGUAUACGUUAUAGGGAUUUGCCCUAUUCUUAGUCUAUGGUGGUUUGGUAAAUCGUAGAAUGAUUGUUACGGAGCAAGACAAUGACUUACACUCAACAAAUACACUAUGCCAUGACAUUUUGUAAAAAAACUAUUUAUAACUAAAAACUGCAAUUGUCAUAAUGUAUUCUGGCAUUCUACUCGGCAAACUGUAUGCUUGUGUCCUAGUGGGUAUUACUUAUUAUCCCUCUCUUUUCUAUUUCUGGCUUGUUCACUUCAGGGAAAAAAAAAGUUUACCUAAGGCUUUACCUGAAAAGAGAAUGCAAAACCCACUCGUAUUUUCAACUGCAUGUUUCUAGAUUUGAAAUGCCACUUCAUCAAAAGUAAAAAGAAACCCUCCUGUGAUGUCAUUAAAAUUAAGUCAGAAUUAAUUGAAUUGAUCCACUGAAAAUUCAGUGUUAUGAUUCUCAAAAAAAUAAUAAAUUAUUUGAAAAGGUAGCUGUAAGAACUACAGCUCAUUGAAGUUAUGGUGCAGUGAGUCUAUAGGCAAGGCUGUUCAAAAGAAAUCCUGGGAAAGGCACUCAGAGACCCUGAACACAUAGUGGUUAAGAUGCCCACAGUGCAGCCUUUAAAGGAACACUGCCAUGUGGAUUUUUAUGCAUUUUAUAAAUAAUACUUUAAUAAAAAAAAAAUAUAUAUACACUAUAUAUAUAUAUAUAUAUAUAUAUAUAUAUAUUUUUUUUUUAUAAUGCUGCUGAUUUGUAGUUAAUGUCUCAGUCAGUUCCUUACCAUCUUUCUUUUGGCUAUAUGUUACUCAAGCUUACCUUUCGUGGUAUUGGCAGUCCCCAAUUUUGUCCCACUCUCUGCAGACACUUAUGCAGGCAAUGCUUCACUGCUCCGUUUUGGCAUGUGUGGAGGUCUGUUUGGGAGAGUAAAAUGCAACGAUUAGUGGAAGGCAACAGUGUUUGCCAGUCAUUGUCCUGUAUAGUACAGAUGCUUAAUGUAACUGUACUUACUGUAUGCCCACAUACGUGACUGACCAGCACAAAAACAUUUUUAUAAAGUAGAAACUUAAUUUAUUAUAUAUAUAUAUAUAUUGCAAUGUGUCAUUUUGCUAUGGGGGUUAGCAAGCCAUUAUAAACCUAUUUUUUAUUAUUGUUAUAACUUUCUUUGUUACUCCUCAUAAAAAUAUAAUGUAAACUACAUUCCUAUAAAUAUUUAAUUAUUUUGUUUAGAUACUGAAGAUGCCAGCGAAACAGACCUUGCAAAGCAUGACAAUGUGGACUAUGUGGAAAUGAAAGAACAGUAUGUAUUAAACACUGCAGUGCUGUGUCUUAUAUAAAACUUUUCAAAAGGAUUGCGCUCAGAUGUACUACAUGCAAAAAGGCAUGAGGUCCAUAUUUUUAUUAAAGUAUUUUAACCCCUUAAGGACACGUGACAUGUCAUGAUUCCCUUUUAUUCCAGAAGUUUGGUCCUUAGGGUGUUAAAGGACCACUAUAGGCACCCAGACCACUUCAGCUUAAUGAAGUGUUCUGGGUGCCAGGUCCAGCUAGUAUUAACCCUUUCUUCUAUAAAUAUGUUUAUAAUAGGGUUAAUCCAGCCUCUAGUGGCUCUCUCAUUGACAGCCGCUAGAGGCGCUUCCGCGCUUCUCACUGUGAUUUUCACAGUGAGAAGACGCCAGCGUCCAUAGGAAAGUAUUCUGAAUGUGCGUGCGGCUCGUGCCGCGCAUGGCAUUCAGCUGAUGACGACAAGGAGGAGGAGAGUCCCCCGCCCGGCGCGGGAAAAAGAGGUAAAUUUAACCCCUUCCAUCCCCUAGAGCCCGGCGGGAGGGGAGCCCUGAGGGUGGGGGGGACCUAGAAACCCUAUAGAGCAAGUAUGUUUUACUGGCACUAUAGUGGUCCUUUAAGGACCAAACUUCUGGAAUAGAAGGGAAUCAUGAUAUGUCACACAUGUCAUGUUUCCUUAAGGGGUUAAAGGUACACUCCCGACACCUAAAGCAUUUUAGCUGGUUGAAAUUCUUUUGGACUUAACAUGAUGUCUACUUUGUGCCAAUUUAUACAAGUGCUCAAGACAAACCUGCACUUUUUGUGAAUGCAUUUAGGAAAAUCCCCUAGCCGUUAAACUGACGGAAAGAUUUACUUCCUAAUUUCCCAUGUGAAACAUUCUGUUGGCUAAUAACUGCAUUUUGUUGGUGCAUUUGUGGCAGUUUCUGCACAUGUGCCAAUUUUGGCCAGACAAAGAUUUCCAGGGGCAGAGCAACAAAAAAAAACCAUAAACCAUAAAAUGUGUGAUUUGCCUGAAAUCUAAAAAAAAAACACCCUGUACUUUAAAACCGAAUAUUGUUUUUUAACAUUGGAAUGUUUCCACAUAUUGGUAAGUUUAUUUUGUAGGUUUUACACAAAAAAGAGCUGAAUUCCAUGGGACCUGCUGGACUAGGCUCUUGGUCCAACUGCCAGACCCAGUGACACAACACUGGGCUACUGUACUGACAGUUGUACUCCAACUUUAGAAUAAAGUAUAGUAAGCAUCUGUCAUUGUCUAGUUUGGUAGCUUCUUGUUAGCACCUUGCUAUCCCACACAGCCUUACGAUUUACAGUAUUAUCAAAUGUGAACAUAUUGUUUAUUCUAAUUAUUUUUAGGUUUUGUUUUUACAACCAAAAACAAAACCUAAAAAUAACAACCAAAUUAAUAAAACCUACUCUACAAAAAUGGAUGCAACUCAAGAGUGGUAUUUUCAAAUCUCGUUUAGAAUGCAUAGAUAAUGUAAUUUUAUAAUGCGUAAAGUGUACGUUGUGAAAGCAUUUCAUUUGCAAAAUAUCUUUUCACAGGAUGUAUCAGGACAAACUGGCAUCUCUCAAGAGACAGUUACAACAACUUCAGGAAGGUAAGAUUGUUAUCAGGCGUUUAGGUGAAGUACAAUUAAGGAAAGAUCAUUUGAAGUGACUUAUGUACUUUGUAAGUUUACUUCCAUAAAUUUAAAAUUACCCUUCAAUCAAAGGGUUAAACCUGUGCCAGUGCAUAUAAGACACAGUUUGAGAUUUUUGUAACACAGAAGAAAAUGCGACAGAAAUUUUGAAGACAAACCAACAAUUGCAAAUGUAUGCAUAUCCCAGUUUAAGCAGCACUGGUUACAAGAUCUGCUUUUGUGUAACCUCCCUGGUUUCAGUUGUCAGGAUUGUAUUUCUGUGCAGAGAGUAGCAUAUGGUUUGUAAUACACUGACUGUCUUGAUUAAUAAUUUCUAACAGAAUACAGAGGGUGUGUUCACUAAUGAAGUUUGGAACUUCUCUUGUAAACAGGCACGCACCAAGAGUACCAGAAACGCAUGAAAAAGCUAGAUCAACAAUACAAAGAGAGAUUACGAAAUGCUGGUAAGUGGAAUUACAAUUAGAUUUUGUAGUAAAUCCUGACUUGGAGAGAUGUGCUAGGACUUGGAUCGCAGUUUUGGUGUGGUUGGUUAUGAUUGUGUUUAAUGCAUAACAUUGAAUGAUUCCGCAAUAUUUCUUAACGUGACAACAAUAAUACCAGAGAAAUGUGAGUGGUCAUGUGUAGACAAUCAUAUUUACCAUAUAAUGUUAUACCAUGGUCUUUUCUGACAAAUGAUACCAUGAUUGCCAUACAUGCGCUGUUGCUAGAGAAAUUUGGCUUCCUAAAGAUUGUCUGAGCAUUAUGGCAAAUACUGAUCUCAAGCAUCCAUCGCACCAAAUAUAGCGUUUAAGAGUUUAAUAAAUCACUGGUUUUGGUUAGAAUAUCCAUUCAUAUCAUCUUAUACGUGUGUGUGUGAUUCUUUGUUGAACUAAUUUGCAUAAGCCCAGCCAGAAUUCAUUGCAGUAGUAACAUCACUGCAAAUUUGACAUUUCUGUGGGAAAAACAAGUCUUAUGACUUGACUGGUGUGCAGAUCUGUGUUUAACAAUGUAUUGACUACACACACUCACUCACUCUCUCUUUCAAAAUCAAAACAAUACUUAAGGCUAUCUCUGUUCCAAGGCCAAGUUCUCCACUUAGUCUGACCAUUCUCUGCUGAUGUCACUCUCCCUUGCUGGAAAAGGAGGGAUGUGGGAGGAGGACAUGAGUGGGGGGAAUGGGCAUGCCGCCAUUGGACCUGUCACCAACUUGCAUGCUGAUAUUCGAUUUCUAGUAUAUACACAACUGGCAUUAGCCUGCCCAGAACUCUUAGUCAGGCCUGGCUAAUGAUGCCUCAAUGACGCUUCUGGGGUGGAGUUACCCAUCCAGCAGCAAAGGGGUUAUAAUCUGUACGUGCAUAACAAAACUCUGCAUAUGCAAACUUGAGGUACCAUGAUUACUUCAAAUCAUUGAAGUUGUCGUGGUGCCUAGAGUAGCCCUUUAAAUGGUAGUAUGUUGAACAUGGUGUAGUAGGGGCUUCAAAGCAUUGCUUAUGUUUACCCAAUGUCUCUGUAGAGGGAGAUUGUUCUCAGAAUCAUAAUAGGUAUUAGAUCUGUUUAAAGCUAGCAACAUAUUUUUUUCUUUAUAACUAUAUGUAUUUGAGUACGUUUAGCAACAACAAAACAUGUUUGCAUUUACUACAAUCUUUCCAUCUUGCGGUGGCCUUUUUAAAUAUGCUGCAUGUUGCAUAUCUUGAUCUAGGCAGGAUUUGAUCACAGCACCGCUCUUAGCUUGUACCCAGUGUAUAGAUGUAGCUAAGAGAAUGACUAGGUUUUCUCUUGAGAAUGAUUCCAUCUCUGGUUUUAAUGCAUAGACCUCUGUGGGUUUUAAAGAAGGUUGUGUCAUUGUGCCUGUCUCUGUAUAGCUCAUAUUUAUCUAAUUAGUGCUUGUUGGAAUUUUUUGUAUCAUGUCAAUCUUAUAUUCUAUUUGCUUCUUUAAAUUUGUAGUAUUUUCUCAUCAAAUUAAUUAUUGUUUUACAAUUUAUUUUUUAGAACUUUUCCUGCAGCUUGAAGUAAGUAAAUGUUUGUUGCUUGUUACAUAUUUAAUGCCCUAUAGCGUGUGUAGUAUUAAUAAUUAUGGGGAGCAGAGGUAUGCAGUCUUACUCCCAACUCCUCGUAUAAUAAAUGUUUUUCUUGCCAUUUUAAUAAGUUGCAAAUAAGAGAAAUCCGUAUUGCAUUGUGACUGUUGGAAGUAUUUUGAAACUCACUUUAGGUAUUGUAAUAGUGUCAUUAAAAAGACAAUCCGAUGACCAAAAUUGAAAUGUUAAUGAAGUGAUUUUCUGACACAGGUGCUGCCUUUGCGGCCUUGAUGUUGUAAACGGUGACAACUGUGACUUUCAGACAGACCGCUUGUAAGGGCACUAGAAUGAAGUAGAUUAAACAUUUCUGUGGGCUUUUUUUUUCUUUUCUUAUUUUAUGUGUAAAAAUAAAAUAAAAAAUUAUGGGUUGUCAUAAUAUUAGAACAUAGCCAUGCAUUAUAAAAUAUUUACCCAGAGCCAAGACUUCUUUGAAGUCUUCAGCACCUAAAAUUGAUUUAUUUUUUUUGCAAUGCAUAGACUGAGCAAGUGGAAAGGAACUACAUUAAGGAAAAGAAAGCAGCUGUAAAAGAAUUUGAAGAUAAGAAGGUUGAGCUGAAGGAGAAUCUGAUUGCGGAGUUGGAAGAAAAGAAAAAAAUGAUUGAAAAUGAGAAAUUAACCAUGGAAUUGACAGGCGGUAUGCUUCACACUGGAUUAAGAUAUUAUUUUUGUGGCAGUUUUAUUGACCAUUUAUUUAUUAUAGUGUUCUGCUUAGAAUGCAUCUACUCUAAAUUAUUGGGACAUUAUAUAUAUAUUCUCUUUCCAGAAUUAACAUGGCUUCUUGUGAUGUAGUAUUACCCCUCAUCACCUCAGAAAAGCACCUCCUUUUUUAUCAAAAUAUUGCACACUACAUUUUUUUAAUUCUCUGAUAGGUAUUUUACUGGUGAUUUUGUGCAAAGGUAAAAAAAAAGUAUAUUGAAAUGUUAUUUUUUUUUGUACAUAAAUUGUUGAUAACAUACAUUUUUGAGAGAUUUAUCAUAUUAUUGUUAGAGAUCUCUAUAGCUGUACCUGAACAUUUUCCCAUACCAUGGAAACGGGUAAAAUAAAAUAACGGUGAAUGCACAUGGGUAUCCUGUUAAAUAAAUUAUUACACAUUGAGGCCUAUGACAGAGAGCUCUUGGGAUCUCUAAAUUUACCCUAUAUCCCUGCAUGCCCAAGAGUGCAAAGCAAGGGGUCUGUAUGCUAUUGAAAGACUGCAAGCAUCCACUUUAGGAAAAAACUAAAAAGAGCUGGUUUAAUUACCCCCUUUGCAUACUCUUGCACUUAUCUUUCCUAUGACACAUUGCUUUUGUUUUUUUUUUUUGCUAAAAGGAUUUAGGUUACUGGAAGCAUUUUUGAGCUACGACAGUUAAGACUCGUGAUGUUUUCAGCGUGUUUUUUGUGUCUCAAACUCAAGGACUGACCCUUAUACCAAUCAUCGUUUUCUUUAAAAUAUUAAGGUUAUGCCCAGAGCUCAUGUAAUUCUUUAAUAAUUGAAAAUGGCUGGUUAGAUAAGAAAAGAACUUGUUCUCAUCUCAGUGUAUGGUAUUUUAGAAUAUCCUCAGCCUGUGUCACCAUUAAGACUCCUUAAAGGGACACUACAGUCACCAGAACAACUACAGCUUAAUUUUGUUUUUCUGGUGAGCGUAAUAGCUCCCUUCAGGCAUUUUAAUGUAAACAGAGAAAAGACCGUGUUUACAUUGCCCCUAGGGACAGCACCAAGUGGCCACUCCUUAGAUGGCCACUGGAGGGGCUUCCUGGCUCGGGGAUGCACAGUAAGCAGCCCUGCUGUUCAGCGUCCCCACGCUUUGAAUGGGGACACUGAAUUUUCCUCAUAGAGAUGCAUUGGUUCAAUGCAUCUCUAUGAGGAGGUGCUGAUUGGCCAAAACGGCGUUUGGCCACGCUCCUUGCCAAUUUUGAUGUCAUCAAGGGGGUGGGGCCAGCGCCGGCGGACCUGUGGAGAGCUGAAAAUAAGGUGAGUUUUAACCCAUUCUGAAGGGGUAAUGGGGGGGUUGGGGGGGGGGAGGGAAGGCAAGCCACCUAAAUGGUGGAUUUUCACUAUAGGGUCAGUAAUACAUGUUUGUGUUCCUGACCCUAUAGUGAUCCUUUAAGCCCUUAAGGACACAUGACAUGUGUGACUUGUCAUGAUUCCCUUUUAUUUCAGAAGUUUGGUCCUUAAGGGGUUAACCUAAUGUUGCAUUUUAUAGUACAGAAUGUUAGUUUCUAAUGUAUCUUUAUUUACAGAUUCCAUGGAAGUUAAACCUAUCAUGACACGCAAGUUGCGUCGACGACCCAAUGAUCCAGUCCCAAUUCCAGACAAGAGGAGAAAACCUGCUCCUGAUAUCCUUUAUGUAACCAGAAACUAAUUAUAUGUGGGUGUCGAGUAAUUCAGUGAUGGUAAUUUGUAUGUAGAAAAUAAAAUCAUAAGAUCUCAGAAGUAUGAAGUGGAUCCUAAACACAUUGCUGAGAAUAAGUAGGACAUAGGUUAAUAGUACUUUGCGCUCUAAGGCUGCUUACCUGUGUAGAUGCCUGGAGUGGGAAGUGAUUGCUGCCCUCCCUCAAAUCCUAGCUCCCUUUCAGCAAUUGUACAUUUAUUUAUUUUUUUAAAUCACAUAGGUUAUGCAUUCCUAGACACACCUUCCCUGGCUGUGACUGCUACAGUAACCUACCUUUGAUGGUGGUGAUUGGCUAAAAGUGCUAGGCUAACCCAAGCACCGCUCUCUCAGACAAUCCGUGCCGUCCAAGUAGGGCGAUAUUGAUAAUGCAGUAGUGUUAACUAUACAAUGAGAUGAGGGUGGUUGUUAGGUGCGGAGAUGAGCCCUGGUGUAUAUUAUACAGUACCUGAACAGUUUGAUAUGAAAUUGGGAAACAGUGCUAGGGUAAUCAAGAUUACAUAACAAGUACAGCAAACAGAUUACCACAUCAUUUACCCACAGUUCUCGUACUGUCUGAUUUGUUAUGGAUUGUUGAUUUGAAAAGUAAGCAAUCCUUGCCUUCUCUAUACUGAAAGUAUAAACAGGUUCUUACUGCAAAGGAGCCGUACAUGCAGAUUGUUUUUGUUGUUUGUAAUUCAGCUUUCCUUAAUUUGCUGCACCUCAGCUUAAUUACUUGUUGACUGAUGAACAAAUCAUGGAAGACUUGAGGACACUAAACAAAGUAAGAUUAAAUGUGUUCAUUCAUUUACAUCAAUGUAAAGCAGAACUGGUUUCUAGUUUGAGUACAUUGUAAUGUAGCUAGAAAACACAUGUUAAGUUUCUAACAAAAUGCAUUACCUAGGGCAUUAGUGAAUGAAUAGGUACACAUUAGGUCCUUGCAUAUGUUGAUGGCCAGAAAUAUACACUUGUGCGUUCCUAAUGCUUUAAAAAAAAAAAAAAAAAUCUGAGAGAAGCAAUACCAAAUCCAGAAAUCAUGACGUGAUGCAUUUUAGCCUAUUUAGUGAUGUAAUGUACUAAUGUGUUGCUUAGAGCUUUGUGCAGACACAAUUUAAUGUACUACUCUGAAUAUAUAAUAAAAAAAGAGCAACAGUAACUUACGUAUAUCCGUCUUUAUCUCAUUAUCCAUAAUUUUAAUUGUGAUUAAGUCCGAAUACAUUUUUGGUUUCUGGUUUUCAUUUAAGAGCCUUUCUCUAAAAUGCAGACUUUUUGCAGGCAAUUUGCAAAACCUUAACAUGUAACAUUUUUGUGUGUAGUGUCUUAUAGAAGACCUACAAAGGCAUUUAUGAACCUUUAAAAAGGUAAUUGUUCACCCAGUGUAUUUUAAUGAUGAUGUCAACUGUGUUUCCACCAAGCUGCAACACAAAGCUGAAUUUCAUAAAAUUGUUGCUUAUUAGUUUAUUUUCUUUACAGAUUGACAGUGUUGGUUUUUUUUCUUGUAAAGGGACACUCAAGGCUGUAGGUAUCCUCCACUUAAUGGCUAAUGUCUAUAAUGCUUAAUAAGGAAAAGUCCAAAAUAUAUUUACUUGUAUUGUUUGUUUGUUUUAAUAUCCUUUAUUUAGAGCAAAUGCCCAGGAUCUUCUAUUUCUGACACCAAUUGUUGCCCUUCCUAUGCUUUCAAUAUAUCACAUGAGCCACAGAACCUCUAUAACAGUCAAUUAUUCAUUUAUUUUGUGGUGAUGCUAUCAUUAGUGUAAUCCAGCUAUUGGGUUCAUAUUGAUGGACCUCUCUCAUGAAUAAUGGUUAGUUGCAUGAGUAGAUAAAUACCUAACUCCAAAAUAUGCUUCUAUUGUAUAAAGUGACACAAAUGGAGAUGAUACAAUUAGUUAAAAAGUCAAGUAAAAUUGCAGGAAAACUUUUUUUCUAGGGUUAAGAUGCAUUUUCACAAACUCUAGGAGACAUCAGCAAGUGCCAUUGUGCCUUUCACCAUCAUAGACAUUGAUUAAUUGGCAUACAUAACACACUGUCAGAAUUAUGAAAAAGCCCUACAAUUUUCAUUGGUUGUUGAUGAAAAUUUGAAUAGUUUGCCAUGUUUUAACAAUAUAUUUUAAACUUUACUUGACAAAUUAUGGGCAAACAAGAGACCUUAGUGUAUAUUGUGGUGUGACCUAAACCUGGCCUGAAGACUUCCACAGUACUUUUUAUUUGCAGGACCUAUAUGUGAUGUUUCAGUCACAGUAUACUGGUUAAUUAGGUGUUUACAUUUUUAAUUCUUACUCUUGUCUAAUUAGAUUUUUGUUGCUCUGAGACCCUACUCUGAUAUGUAAUGUCCUAGCUGUCAUCAGUAACAAUGGUUCUGUACAGCUUCUGAUAAAUGUAUAGUACAUGCUAGCAUAAGUUCUUUUAAGAACCAGAAAAUGAUGGUGAUAUUCUUCCAUAAAUUGGAAUUCAGAUAAAUUUUAAAUUCUCGGCUGAAGCAACUGAACUGACUGGCUAUAUUAAACAUGAAAUUGAAUAAACAUUUUUUUAGUCAUUAGUCCUUAAACACUGUUUCUCUCUGCAAUUUCUCCUGCUGUUUUUAUAUAUAUAUAAUUUUUUUUUUUCCUUUCAGUCAGUUUACACUAGUAUCUGAUCUUGCUUUACAAGCACUUAUGUAAUCAUAUAUUUUCAUGGUAACUUAGAUCAUAGAGUUAUAUACCACGUGUCCCAUUUGUUCUCUCAAAAUAUGCUUACAUUUAUGUUUUUCUUAUUUAUUUUCACCUUUCUUGCAGUUAAAAUCUCCAAAGAGGCCUGGUAAGUUGCAUCUACAAUACGAGGGUGAUGUUGAUAACUUGAAAUGUGAUGGAUAUUAUAAGCACUUCUAAGAGGUUGCAUACAUAACAGGUUUUAAUAAUGUAUAUAAAUCAAAACUCCCAGAAUCCUUUGAAUGCAAUAAAUUGGCAUAUAAUCUUUACAAUUGUAGUUCAAUAACAUUGGGUGGGAGUAAUUGCCUGAUUUAAAAUGGAUAUAAUUGGAUAAAACUAUUUUGUCUGUGAUUUAUUUUUUAUUUUUUUCUUUGCAGCAAGUCAAACUAAAUUGAAAUACGUUUAAAUUGAUUUAAUCUUGGCAUUUUAAUCACAUUUCUUACAAUAAUUUUCUAUAUAUAUAUAGGUACCUUGAUAAAGACCCAGUAGGGUUGAAACGUUGAUGCAAUUAUAUUGAAAUAUAUUGACAAAGUCUUGUCUUGAUCUUUUUUAAAUUUAGCGCGGGGAAGCACCCAGGUCAUCGAUAUAUCGACAUCUUAGCAUGUGACUCGCAUAGCCUGCCUAACCACUCCCUGUAAAGAGAACUUUUAGACUUCUUUUUUUGCACAUUGUAGUUGAUUUAGAAUUUAUAUUCUCCUGAUCUGUUAAUGGCCUUCUAUGCCCUGCAUAAAUCUCCUGUGUGUGUUUUAAAGUUCAAUUUACAGAGCAGAAGAUAAAAGAAAUUGAAAAGCAAGUUAAGACCUGAUUAAGAAUGAAAACAUAUACGUGCAGGGAGUGUGAGUCACAGCCAGGGGAGGUGUGGCUAGGGUUGCACAAAAAGAAACACAAGUGAUUUAACUACUAAAUGGCAGAGAGUUGAGCAGUGACAAUGCAGGGGCAUGAUCUAUACAGUAAGAAAGCUAGUCAUUUUUCUCAUUAAAUUACCUCUCAGAAUAAUUCAGGCAGCCUCUGAAAACUGCAUUUUUUUUUUUAAACAGUAAACAAUCCUGAUCAUUUUGACACUUUUUAGGGCAGCCAUUUUAUCACCAAAGCAUUCUAAUUGGAGUGAUGUUAGACAGUAUACAACAUUACAUUUAUUACCAGACCUUUAAUAAAAACAAAAUACAGGUUUGUUGGUACACCGUGUGCAAUUGUCCCACAAAGCCAAUGCUGUGUAUGGUCUUGCUGGUUCCAAGUGCUUCAUACAGUAUUACAAAAGUAUUAAGGAGAACAAAAGGGGGAUGCAUUUCACAAAUUUGAGAUUUAUCUCCGUCUCAGGAUUUUAUAGUACUAAUUUGCAUUUAAAGAACGCUUACUGUGAAUUUGCUGUAACAUUUUCAUAGACUUCUAUUCUGAUAACUGUUUUAGAUUAAAUGAUAUAGAGAGACAUCUUAAUGGAUUUAUAACUUUACUGUGUUUCUCCACUUCAGUAUCCCCAUCAACCCCAGAGCAUCUUCCAGCCACACAAAUUGAAUCACCUGCCCAGCGUUUUGAGGCACGAAUAGAAGAAGGGAAACUCUACUAUGAUAAGAGAUGGUAUGUUGUAUUGUGUGAUGAAAUCCAUGCACUAUAAAGUGUUUUUACACCUUCCUUAAGAGACUUUGGAAAAUGAGCAGAACACAUUUUUGCAUCAUCUGUGAUAUGUUAGAACAUUUUGUCAGAUGACUAAAAAAUUUAGAUGGAGUAGACACUUUCUUCACAUGGAUAUAUUUUAGGUGGUAAAGAUUUGCAAUAUUUUUCUUCAUUUGCCCAAGUGGAAAUUAAAAUUCCUCAAAAUGCAAACUGGUAAUCUUUCUUACCUUAUCUUCCAACUGUGAACAGUUUAUGCAUCUGUCACAGAACCAGAAUUAGGUAACACAAUGAUAUUGACUUGGGUCCACAACCGAUAUUAUCUAGAAGUGCAUUAUUACUUGAGGUACACAUAAUUAUGUUUUAAUGUUAUUCCUUGUCCAGUUUUUACUCUUGGAACAAAGGUAUUUCAUUUAAUGAAAACAUUGUGCAAAAUUUAAAAUGUUCCACCUAAGAUCGGGUUAACCUACUUCAACUUUUGGUAUAAAGCUAAAUUGUACAAUCCAGAAAAGCAUUUAGAUGGAUUUAUUGAGAUCUCUCUGGUGUGAUACAUGACAUGUUGGAUCUUUUAAUUAGAUUUAAGCUAAUUUUCUCUUUAAUUUUAUCUCAUGGUUUUAGUUUAAAACUGAAAUCCAAUAUAAUUGCAUUUGUAAGUUAUGUGUACAGGUGUAUUAUUGUCAUGUAAGUUGUGAUAGUUUGUGUAGCUAGAUGGACCCAGUACAAACCAGUAUUAUAGUUAGCUGAACAUUAAAGUAGUUCCAUGUGAGAGAGAAAAAAGUAUUAGGGUAUUUGUGACACCAGCAUUUAGUUAUUUUAACAUAAAGGUUUAUUGAAUUUAAUGGCUCUUAAAUUUAAAUACAUUGCAUUAGCAUCUUCAUUUGGCUCUCCCCAGGUUUUGAUAGGGCUCCAUUGCACUGGGGAAGGCAACACAAAAAUGUAAGGAAAACAAUAGCUAAGCAGUUUAAAUAAAUCACUAGACAUUAGUUUGACACAAAACACUGCUUAUUUUAUUUUGUCAACACUAUACACUUUUUUGUUGUUGUUGUUGUUACAUUUUAAAGACACAUUUUAUACUGCACACUGAUUCUGUUUAGAGACUUUUACAUUUUCUUUAUUAGCACGUCAAAACCUAACAAGCAAGGUUUUCUGCAGUUGUAUGCUACAAUACAUGACUCCAGUUUUCUACUUUCCAGUCUCAGACAAGUGACAUUUCAGUCCCAAAAUGUUAGAGAUUCAUCAGGUUAGGGUAUCAUAGAACCUCCAGGCUUGCAGUGGCAAGUAACUCUUAGGCCUGUCUAGGAGUAUAGGUCAUGACAUUUUAAGCCUUUCUACAAAUCUACUAAUUCGGUUUUAUACUAGACUUCAAGAAUAGACUAUGUAGUAUCAGUGGAUAUUACGUUAUUAUGGUAUAAACACUUCUUAAGUGUGUUUUCAUAAAACUGUAGAGACAAAAUCUCUCUAUGAUUUAUGAUUCCAGAUUAAUAAAAUUGUUAAAUAUAAAAAGCUAAUACCUGUAUUUGUUAUGAAUGUUUUACGGAACUGUUCCACAAGGUGGCAAUGUGCAUUCAGUAGUGUAGCUCUCUGUAGUUAACAAAAGGAAAACCUUUAUUCACAAAUUUAAAUUUCAUGGGAAUAGCACAAUGAGAAUCCACAGACACAUUUAUCAGACUCUCUAUUUGGGAAUAUUUAAUUGUUGAUUCACAGAGAAUCAACAUACCAUGAGCAAUGACUAUAGGUUGUAACCUCAGUGAUUUGCAUCUCACUUUAUUGAGAAGAUCGACCAAAUUAUAAAUGCAGUCUCCCUUCUUUCCUCUUCCCCUCCAAUAAUCGACUUCCAUUCUGUACCUUCAUCCACUUUUUACUCCUUUCCCCCUGUCUUGGAGCAGGAGGUCUCCAAACUUCUCAUGUCCUCUAGCCCAGGCACAUGCCCUCUUGAUCCUCUCCCCUCCCAUCUUGUACAGUCUCUUUCCCCUAGUCUGAUUCCAUCUCUAAUGCAUAUUUUCAACCUCUUUAUCUACUGGUAUUUUCCUCCUUUUUCCCUCAAAUACGUAAUUGCUAAACCCAUCCUGAAAAAGCCAUCUCCAGAUCCUACCUCUCCUUCUAACUAUUAUCCAAUAUCACUACUCACCUUUACUUCUAAGCUUCUUGAGUGGGAUGUUUUAACCUGUCUAACUCACUUUCUCAAUACUAACUACCUACUUGACCCUCUUCAAUCUGGCUUCCGCUUCCUCUAUUCUACUGAAACUGCCCUUACCAAAAUUACUAAUGACUUAAUUCCUUCUAAAUCUAAAGGUCAUUACUCUCACUUAAUUAUCCUGUACCUCUCUGCUGCCUUUGAUAGUGUUGUCCACUCUCUUCUUCUUGAAACCCUUCACAAUUUAGGACUUAACGACAUUGUGCUUCUGUGGUUUUUAUCCUAUCUUUCUGAACAAUCAUUUAGUGUCUCUUGCUCAGGUGCCACCUCCUCACCACUGCCUGUCUGUUAGUAUUCCCCAAGGUUCUGUUCUUGGUCCUCUUAUAUUCUCUCAUCUGCAUUGCAUUUCUCAGUAUUAACUCUUUUGGAUUUCAUUAUAAUCUGUAUGUUGACGAUACACAGAUUAACCUCUUCUCCCCUGACCUCUCUCCGGUGCUUCUGGAGAGAUACCCGCAUUGCUUCUCUUCAGUUUGUAAGGAGUCAGGUUCAUCUUCCAGACUAUAAAAAGAAAGGGAAAAAAAAAGUUACUUGUGCACUAUCCCAAUCUCAUCUUCCUGACUGACCGCUAUUCAUACACCUCAUCGCUUUGCCAUCCAUUAAAUUGACUUCCUGUAACUUUCAGGAUCCAAUUCAAACUGCUAACACUAGCCUGCAAAGCCCACAGUAAUUCCACUCCUCACUAAAUAUCCUAUUUACUCAACAGAUAUCCCCCCCCCCCUUUUUUUUUUUUUGUUCCCUUUACUUUGUAAAUGACCAUCUCCUGAUAAUUGCUUGUACCCACACUGCCGACUCUGAUCUGCUGGAUUUUUCAAGGGCUUCCCUGUGUCUUUGAAAUUCAUUACCCCGUGCCAUCAGAUUCUCCCUUAGUCUCCAGGGCUUCAAGAAGUCACUAAAAGCACACAUCUUCAUGAAAGCUUACCAUCUUAGUGGGUGACACUUCUCUCAUUUCACUGCUCAGUGGGUUGUUCAUUUUGUUUAAUGUUCAAUACGUUCAAGUGAUGACAUGACCUUAUUAAACAUUGUAAAAAGAAAAAAAAUAAUACAUCCAGGAGUGGUUAGCGCUUCCAGUGUGUGUGUGAGAAACCUGGAAGAGAUGUGAGAGCAUAAGUUGUCAUAAGGGGAAAAAAUUUUUUUUUUUCUUUUUAGAUAACAAUACUUUCACAGAGCAAAGGUUAGAAGUAUUAAAUCCCCUUUGGUUAGAUGCACUGUUUAUCCAUCCAAGACCAUCCAAUUAAAUAGUGAACAUUUGUGGCUCUGAACAUCAUGCACAAGCACUGGGUAUCUCAAAAAUGCUCUUGGAGAUUGUUUCAGCCGUGUGAACCGUCAAGGUAUUCAGUUGACUAAAUGGUGCAAUUAACAAAUGGGGACUUAAAUCUGGCAUUUGUCACAGAGAAAUGUUGUCUGGAGAGGCAUAGAAAAUAGAUAUUCAUAUCAUAUUUAAAACUUGUGCAUUGCAUUGCAAAAUAAUACACAUGAGGGAGGCUAUAAUACAUGUAAUCUUUUAUAUCACAUCAACCAGACUGGCUUAAAAUAUCAAGACGGGCCUAAAAGUUACUCGACAAAUUGUGCCAAACAAAUUGGCUUCUUCUGUUGUGUUAAGCCUCUUGUACAAUCUUACAGAAUGGACUAUUUAAUGGAGCAUGUACAACAUUAUCUCUGUUGUGUAACUUAACAAAAUGUUCAUAAUCAUUCAUUAUCAUCCAUUUUGCACAUGAAAGUAUGUGACCUAUAUAUUAAAAUAAUAACAUAAUUUAACUUAAAGGGAUGCUAUUGUCACCAGAACCUUCUGCAGCUUAAUGUAGAGAUGUGUCUAUAGUAUGUCCCUGCAGGUUUUUUAAUGUAAACUCUGCCUUUUCUUUUCUACCUAGGAACAUUUCUAGUGGCAGUCUUUUAGAUGGUCACUAGAGAUGUUUCCCAGCUAAGUUCUGCACAGUGUGCAGCACUGGUGUUCAGUGUCUGCACGCUCUGCAUUAAGGUGCUGUACAUUCCAUGUAGAGAUAGAUUGAUUUAAUGCAACUCUAUGAGGAGAUACUGAUACAGCACAUUUUGCUGUGCAUGCGCAAUAGCUUUCCAAUGGGAAAGCAUUGGAUUGACAGAGAUCAUCAAGUUUGAUAAUCUCAGCCAUGGUAGCAAAGCCAGCUGUGGCAGGACCAGCAUGGGAAAAACUUGGUUUUAAAGUGAAACUCAUCACAACAAGACUAACUAAAUUGAAUUCCCCAUAGGGACCACAGCUAGAUUGUUUUUUGUUUUGUUUUUUAGGUUUUUAAAAUACUUUAUAUGUGUGUCUUAAUUCAUAAUCCUACACUAUAUAACAAAAAAAGUAGCCACCAGUUAUUAAAUAUAAAAUAUGUGUAUCAGAAACCCCAACAGUAGUAAAAUUGCACUUGAAAAUAAACAGCCUUGUGUAUUGCAUGUUAAAUACUCCUACAGAAAAUGUAUUGAAUAGAUAAUGCAUACUGUCUUAUGUUUUUUUAAUUUUUGCCAACAUUUCUUUGAAAACACUUUUAUGAUUGUAUGUUUUGCUACAAUAAACCAGAAUUAUAGUAAAGUAACUGGUAGCUGCUGAACUUGAACAGCAUAAAUGUGCUUUUUUUUUUUUAUUUUAUUUUUUUUAACAUGCUGAAUCUUGCUUCCUCUUCUUCACCUCUUCAUCUCUUUUCCCCUUAAGGUACCACAAGAGUCAGGCGAUAUAUCUUGAGUCAAAGGACAUUUCAAAACUCAGCUGUGUCAUCAGUUCUGUAGGAACCAAUGAGGUGAGGGCAUACAUUUUUUUUACAGUAAAUAAAAAAUAUGCCGUUUCAUCUAUUAAUGCACAGCUACACACGUAAAUGUCUUGUUAUAAUGUGCUGCACUAGUUUAAUCAUGGUACCCAGAUUAGUCUGCAAGAAACAAACAACUAUUAAGUAAUCCACAUUACUCAAACAUCAUAACUGUAAUCUUUAUUAUUAAACAGAAAUGUCACAGCAAUCAUUGUUAAGGUUUAAAGUGGUAAUGACCUAUAGAUAACUCCCUUGGUAUUUUACCAACGUAACAUUUUUUUAUUUGUGUGACCUAAUUGGAGGCACUCAAAGCAUCACAAUCUUAUACUUAUUUUGCAGGAAUUGGUACGUGGCACCUAGGUAAAAUAUCAAACCAUUAUUAAACGGUUUGACUACUUACUGUGGCAACAUAUCCAUUACAGUGUAUUGUGGAGUUAUGGUGCUUGGAGUGCUCCUUUACGGUACAUGUGUCCCCUUAUCUCCAGAUUGUUAGUACAUCCAUAAAAAAGUAAAAUAGGCUAUCCGAUCUUAUUGUUUUAUGCAAUCCCCCACUACGUAGUGAUAUAGGAAAGGUCCACAUCUGUCAUGUCAUAGUCUCCAGUUUCAAGGAAACCUUGAUCAAAAAUGCUCUUCCCUGUGUUUUAGAGACUGUUUGAAGCAAUUCCUCCAUAUGAUAUAUGUGGGAAUACUUUAUAUCCUUAUUAAAUAUAUAUAUUGGUUAGUUACCACACACUCCAUUAAAACAUGCAGAAGAUAUGAUCAUCGACCAAAUUAAGUUAUUUGCAAACUACACACUGCAUCCUAAAUAAACCAUGCUACUAUAACCGACAAUUGUAAAAUAUGUACUUUACAGGUAAUAACGAACAUAAAAUUACACUGUAUUACUAUCUACAAAAAGCAAUUUAAGGCUAAUAGCCACCCAACUGUCCAGAGUACAAGUCUCUUAAUUCUAUGGAAUGUUUGACAAUAAAACCAAUGUCAAGUGGUUAAAGCUAAGAAAACCUACUAGAGCAGGACAUGCUUUGUGAUUGGGUGUCCUUAAUUAAUCUUCUUCAUUCAACACUUUCAUAGCCUCCACAAAUAUUUUUGCAUUUCUCUUGAUUUUGCAGAUAUGGGUAAGAAAGAGCAGUGACAGCACAAAAAUGAGGAUUUACCUGGGCCAGCUACAAAAGGGCACAUUUGUGAUUCGCAGGCGUUCAGCAGCAUGAAUGCUGCCAGACUUUAACAGGCAAAAUUUUCAAAUAAAGAAACAUCGUCCACAAAGUUGAUGUUCUAUGGUAUUGAACAUCAUGGAUUCAAACCCACAUUUUAUGUUGGGGAACAUUCACUUACUGACUUUGCAAAAAGGUAUCCAAGCAGCUGGUCUAUUUUCCUAGAACACCUUUAGAGUUUGGACGAAUUUUCCUCAAGGCAAAUAUACUCCAUUGGAUUUGGCGGAGACAAUUCUUCACAGUGGGUAGACUCUUCUUGAAGAUAUCAAACCCUGACUUUACUCAGAGAUGCUCUUCAGUAACCACCUUGUCUUACAAAUCAUAAAGCUACACAAACUGUCAUAUAUAUUUCCUGUAGGGAGGUUUGUGUUCCUAAGUCUCAUUGAUCUUUACAAUUGGUUUGGAAAAUGUAAUCUGGUGCUGCUACACACGUUAGCCGUUUAUUUUUAAACAAAAUCACAGCAACAUUAAAAGGUGUGUGUGUGUAUAUCUAGUAGAAAUCAUAGAUGUAUAUUAUAGUUUGUUUUAUAUUAUAUGCUCUUUUUUUAUAAAUGUCUUAGUGCUUCACAUUUCCUAUCCCUAUACACAUUACUGGAACAAGCCUUAGUUUUUAGUUAAAAUGACAAUGAACUAUGGUAUGCUCUUGUGCUUUUACACUCUUUUUGUUAGCUCAUUCAUUACAAUCUCUGCUUCUUAUUACCGUUUGGUACUGAGACAUUUCAGGCCAAUCAGAACAAUGCCUUCAUAGCACAAAAUGUUUUGAUAAGGCUAAACAUCUCAGGAAUUUCAAGGAAACAGAUUUAUUUUUUUUAAUUAUAAUUCUUCUUUUAUCAGUUUCUUCCCAUUUUAACAAUUCUGAUAACCUAGAGGUUCUUGAAAUUUCUGUAGUUCUCACUGUUUAAAGGAACCCUAUAUGAUUAGAUAUUAUUUUUAAUGUCACUGUAUCAGUGUUUUUGCUUUGUUACUGCUUGGAUUUUUUGCAAGAGUCCCUGAGGGAGAAAUACAGUACUUUACUGACAAGCUUGCAUCAACAUGUACGUUCUAGACCCUCUGGUAUUUAAGAGGUAAAUACUGCCUGGGAUAUUAAAUGUUUUAUUUAGUUUUUUUGUUAACAGAAUCUUAUUUGCAUGUGUCAUUGUUUUUCUUGAUGUAUAAAAUACAUGAGCAAUAUUUAAACCAGGUCAUAGUUGGUUUUCUUUUGUCAAAAUACAAAUUUGAAUAUAAGAUUAUAAAGUAAACUAACCCUCUUUAUUAUUAAACAGUGUUGAAUGUUCACUUAUUUUCUUUCUUUAUAAGAAGAGUGGUCAGUUUUCAUACACUUUGAACAGUUACAUUGGCAAUGUAUUACCUAAAUACCUGUACCAUUAAACCAUUAUGGUCAUUUGCUUAACAUUCCAUUCCUUCUAUACACCUGCCUUUCUUCUUGAUUGGUUGUCCAAUUUUCCUCACUGUGUCGAUUUAAUGUGAAAAUGAGAUGCUAUAAUUUUCACUAGGUGGUCAAAGGCGAUGAUUAUGUGCAUGUUAAAUGAAGUACAAC